GCUAGGAGACAAGUCAUGGACUUCCUGAUCUCCCGUUCUCGUCACUGGAUUGGCCGCCAGAGGUUCAUCUACUCCCGGGGCCUGCGCGAUGCAGGACGAGAGAAGAGGAGGGUGGGCAACAUGGCGGCUACUGCGGCUGGUGUGGGCCGGCUAGAGGAAGAGGCCUUGCGGCGAAAGGAACGGCUGAAAGCCCUAAGGGAAAAAACCGGGCGCAAGGACAAGGAAGACGGGGAGCCCAAAACCAAGCAGCUCAGAGAAGGGGAGGAGGAAGGCGAGAAGCACAGGGAACUCAGGCUGCGGAACUAUGUCCCCGAGGAUGAGGACCUGAAGAGGAGGCGGGUGCCCCCGGCCAAGCCAGUCGCAGUGGAAGAGAAGGUGAAGGAGCAACUGGAGGCCGCCAAGCCCGAGCCCAUCAUUGAGGAAGUGGACCUGGCCAACCUCGCGCCCCGGAAGCCUGACUGGGACCUCAAGAGAGACGUAGCUAAAAAGCUGGAGAAGCUAGAAAAACGGACCCAGAGGGCCAUUGCCGAGCUGAUCCGUGAGAGGCUAAAAGGCCAGGAGGACAGCCUCGCCUCUGCAGUGGACGCUACGACGGAGCAAGAGGCCUGCGACUCCGACUGAGGCAUGCCUUAUCCCCCCCACCCCCACCAUCAUGCCUGUCCUAUGGGCGGGUGGCCUUGGGCAAGGGUGGGGGCUGGGCUUGCUGUUACCUCCUAUUUGGCUCCAGAACUACACUGCCCCACCAGCCAGAAACCCUUGCCUGGGGUGAGGUCAGCUCCUUGUCUCCUGAGUGGUCCUCACCAUGCCGAGAGGGGCAGAGCCAACAGCAACCCCGUGGGCUUGCUGUGUCCGUACAUAUUUGUGUAAUUGGAAGUUUCUUUUAUCCCUAGAAAUAGAAGCAAGCAGACCCAUG
This is a messenger RNA of Lontra canadensis (Northern American river otter), 913 nucleotides long. RefSeq names its product coiled-coil domain containing 12 (gene CCDC12). The transcript is spliced from 8 exons. Gene Ontology annotation, cellular component: post-mRNA release spliceosomal complex; U2-type spliceosomal complex. NCBI's taxonomy places the organism in Eukaryota, Metazoa, Chordata, Mammalia, Carnivora, Mustelidae. The record is from RefSeq and is a predicted model, not a curated record. Bases 16 to 621 code for a protein of 201 amino acids.